Lathyrus sativus (Indian pea) is the source of this 600-nucleotide messenger RNA. Lineage: Eukaryota; Viridiplantae; Streptophyta; Magnoliopsida; Fabales; Fabaceae. The record is from the annotation of a GenBank genome assembly.
AUGUUGGUUGAGAAUGGAGUUCCAGACUCCAGCAUUUCUAGAUUGCUUCAAGCGAAUAGCAUGGUACUCAACACAAAUGGCCUUCUAAACCUGGUCCAGGAAUUAAAGGAUUUGGGGUUUAAUCCUUCACAAUCAAUUUUCUCAAUAGCAUUGCAUGCCAAAAGAACGGUAAUGAAAGCCAGGUGGAAAGAGAAAGUUGAAGCCUUUAAGAAAUGGGGUUGGUCGGAUGAAGAUGUUCUAGAAGCAUUUCGAAAGCAGCCUCAUUGUAUGUUAACAUCCGUUGAUAAAAUAAAUAUAGUGAUGAACUUUUGGGUCAAUCAGUUGGGUUGGGAUGCUAUGGCCAUUGCCAAAGUACCAAGAAUUUUGGGGGCCAGUAUGGAGAGAAAGGUCAUACCAAGGGCCUUAGUUGUGCAAUAUCUUCUGAAGAAAGGUUUGCAAAAAAAGAAUGCAAGUUUAACUUCUCCAUUUCUAAUCAGCGAUAAGAAGUUCAUUGACAAAUAUAUAAAUCCUUUUAAGGAGGAGGCUUCUUAUCUCUUAAAGCUUUAUGAAGAAAAACUAAGUCUUGCACACGACAAGGACAACAAAGAUGUCAUGAUAUGA